This is a messenger RNA of Bathycoccus prasinos, 186 nucleotides long. RefSeq lists its product with no specific name. The record is from RefSeq and is a predicted model, not a curated record. Lineage: Eukaryota; Viridiplantae; Chlorophyta; Mamiellophyceae; Mamiellales; Bathycoccaceae. The coding region runs from base 1 to 186 and encodes 61 amino acids. The transcript has a single exon.
AUGCCUUUGGAAUCGCUGCCACCGUUCGCGAUCAUCGUCGGUGCGAUCACUGCUAUUGGUGGCAUCCAAUACGCCGCGCACGUGUUACCCAUGGGGAAACCUAAAGCCGUCGGGUUAGAUAACUUUGACCGAUUGCUCGAGAGGAGAGACCAGAGAAUACGAGAACGGAGUGGGCUACAAAAAUAA